AUGUCUCAACGUCAGCUCUCGCGGACUCUACCGAAGAACUUCACCUUUCCAUCUCUGAGCGCGGACGAGCCCAAGACCCCCGAACGCCCAUCGACCCACAUCGACGUUCCGCCUCCACCGCGUCAUUCAUUCUCCAGUUGCCGUCUUCCUCGCGUUCGCGUUCGCUCUGGCACUGAUGUUUGCGCGCGUAUGGACCUGGAUCUCUUCCGCUUCCAGGGUCGCCCCGAUGUCCCGUUGCCCUCGAUCGAAGUGGGUCAGUCAAACGCGCCGGAGUUGUCUCCCGCAGCGCAACCCUUCAACGAUCAACGCUACCUCGCCCCUCCACGCCAACGAAUGGUUUUCAAGACCCCUCCCGCUCAGAUCCGCGGCGCUUCAUUCGACUCCGGCGACGAAUUACAAGCGUGGCCCUCUUGGGACCAAACUCCUGGACAUCAUAUUGAGCGCCCGGGCUCGGCGUGUUCGAAUCUCUCCGAUUCAUCUGUCGAGUCCAUCGAUACUCUUGCAUCGCGUCCUUCUGUAGGAGGGAGCUGUUCUAGUGUUGAGAGCGAUAUUUUCGAUGCUUACUUCCCUCUUGAAUUUUCCAAGGAGACGGAGAUGUCGUCUCCUACUUUGCCCAAGAAGAAUGUCCGUCGAUCUCAGGUAAAGGAGAAAGUCUUCUCUCGUGAGAUGGAUAAUCAUCUGUGGAACACCUAUCAGAUGUAUCUGCAAGACCCUACCAUGACUCCUUUCAAGAUGACACCAGGUAGCAUCCCACCUUUGGGAGUCACCUCGCGCGUGGCUCGCCGAGCUAAGAAGACUUGGGAGAACAAGAAGCUCCGCAUGGGUCAGUCGCUGUUCAUGAAGGCCUCAGAUCGUAGCGGCAGCUCUACCCCCAAGGCUAUGGAUGACAGCAAGAUGGCUUGGCCCAAGUCUGAUUCAAAGACCCGUCACCGCCUGAAGAUGCUGUGUCGCCGCAAGUUCUCGAUCAUGCCUCAUUACCAGCGCAUGAUGCAGUCUUGCAGCCCAGAGCCUGCAGCGGACAUGGUUAAUCCCCCCUACCAUCCCAACAGCUCUACCGCCUAUGGCACUCGGGACCUCGGUGCUUCUCUUGUCACCCCGUACGACCCGACUCCGUUGACUCAACUUGCCGAGGAGCCUGUUCCUGAACCGAAGAAUGAAUGGUUCAAUAACCCUGUGCAAAGCCAUGUCGAGAACCACGUUGUCCAGGCCCCUAAUCCCCGUCUUAAUGUCGAACCAUCCAACAUCCCGCGCUUGGGAUCGCCAUUUGUCUACAGUACCUGGGGUCCUGGCGAGACAAACUCACUCGUUGAGGGUCUCCCUAUCGCUGCUCGGCGCGAGACAAUGCCCGCUCUGACUCGGCCUCGCCGCAACACUCACUUUGACAUGACUCCUCGGGAGCAAGAUGACGUAUUCUCUCCCAAGGCGCACAUUAACCGAGACCCCUCCGACGAAGAGGUUCACCACCGUUUGAACACCUACCUCCGCGACAACAAAGUUCAAGACAUUGGCCAUGGCCGGGUCCGCCUCCGUAGCCGCGGUGCUACGACUAGUGCUGCCGACCGUUCUCGGGAUGUCAGUCAGCUCUUCUCACCCCCGUCGUCCCUUAAAUCUCCUCAGAUUGAGCCUGAGGAAACAACACCCAUCACCAAGCCUCCUCUCAACCCAUUGUUGAACCUUGGUGGUGAGCAUAUCAAACGCUUGGGCUCGCCUUUCAAAGUCGAAGGUCAGUUCAAGCGACGCACGACUCCUGGACGAUUCAUUCGACACGCGCCUUCGCUGUCUGAUCCAUUUUCAAGCGGUGGCAUUUCAACCUACCCAGGUUCCAUGAAUCCUUCUCCCAUGCAGGAGCAGGACAGGCCUCAAGGACCCCCUCCUUCUCUGCAAAAUCCCUUUGAGGAGGGCCUUUCGGAUGCCGAAAGAAUCCGAAGGCAGAUCUUGAGCAUGCCUUUCUUGCGCAAUUAA
This is a messenger RNA of Penicillium odoratum, 1962 nucleotides long. RefSeq lists its product as uncharacterized. The transcript has a single exon. Lineage: Eukaryota; Fungi; Ascomycota; Eurotiomycetes; Eurotiales; Aspergillaceae. The record is from RefSeq and is a predicted model, not a curated record. Bases 1 to 1962 code for a protein of 653 amino acids.